Encephalitozoon hellem ATCC 50504 is the source of this 411-nucleotide messenger RNA. RefSeq lists its product as uncharacterized. NCBI's taxonomy places the organism in Eukaryota, Fungi, Microsporidia, Unikaryonidae. The transcript has a single exon. The record is from RefSeq and is a predicted model, not a curated record. The coding region runs from base 1 to 411 and encodes 136 amino acids.
AUGGGUGGCGAGUGGAAGAGCCUCAGGAUUGAGCACGAUUUGAGUCACGAACGAAUUAUUGAGUGGGAAAAGAUUAUAAAGCAGCACAUAAGGCAGAAUUCACUAAACUUGGAAACUGAAAAUGAGAUUGAGAGAUACUCCGACAGAUAUUUCAAAAGCCGCCUCUCUGAAGACAUGAUAAAAGAGAUAGUGGAUGGAGAGCUGAUGCCGCCGGAGAUUUCAAGAAUAUUUGGAGAAAGGAGAGAAAAGAAGAUGGAGGACAUUGGAGAGAUUGAAAGCUCGGCUGAAGAGGAGAUUACCGUGUCAGAAGAGAUUGAGAAUAGCGGCGAAAUUGAAAAUGACUAUGUGGAUAAUUUCUAUGAAGAUGAAGACGAGCUUACGGAGGAAAAGAACGAAGAGGGUUUUUUCUGA